GGACCGAUAAAACGUCACCCGAUCGCAAAACCGGCUCAGAUCAGCUAUUUAGCCGGAACGGCUUUUUAAAGCGGUUGGAUGCAGGCCGGAGCGGUUAACCAGUUGAGCCGUCCGCUCGGUUUUCACCACUUCCGGCCGUUUUGAUUUAAUAAAAAAACAAAAGCAAAAAUGCAAAUUGUCGGGCUGGGCUGCAAAGAAAGAAAACCCUAGCGACUUAUUUCAAUUCAUCUCCUUCCGUCUUCUUCGCAAAUAGAGAGAAUAGCGGCGACAUCGUCAUUGCCAUCGCUUCCCAGUCGACGUUCCCAGCUGCGCCUCUCCCUUCGUCAUCGCUUCCCAGUCGGUGUCGUUAUCUCCCGUCUCGGCGUCGUCAUCGCCAUCGCUUCCUCUCGUCAUCUCGCGUCUGUAGCAAACUCCUUGCCCCGCUGGCCGCGUCUCUCAGCGGAACAAAGCUCCGGUACGGCGAUAUGGAACCGGAGCUGGUAAUUGCCUCUUCUUCAGUCGACGCCGGCAUAGGCUGUUGGGACCUCGAAACGGGAGUUAAGCAGCCGCUCCACUACAAAUCCUGCGCAUCCACCCGCCACGGCCUUUCCGCCGUCGGCAGCCGCUUCCUCGCAUCUUCUCAGCUCCAAGACCCUAAACUCAAAAAUGGUUUCAUUCACUACUGGUCUUGGUCCAAGCCGGGAGUGGAGGUGAAGAGCUUUCUGGCGGAGCCCAUAAAGCCCAUAGCUGCUAAUUCUGAAGGGACUUACAUUGUUGGUGGAGGGAUUUCCGGAAAAAUCUAUCUUUGGGAGACUGCUACUGGUAGAUUGUUGCUUGAGAGAUGGGAGGCGCAUCUCAGGCCGAUUACUUGCCUGGUAUUCAAUGACGACGGUUCACUUCUGGUUUCUGGGUCGGAGGAUGACACUGUUAAAGUGUGGCCACUUUUGAAGGUGUUAGAUGAUAGAGAACCAGACAAACCAAGUCAUCGCUACUUGUAUAACUUUUCAGACCACACUAUGCCAAUAACUGACCUGGUUAUAGGUUAUGGAGGAUGGAAUGCAGUUAUUGUUUCAGCCUCAGAGGACCAAACUUGUAAGGUAUGGAGCUUAUCUAAGGGUGAAUUGUUGAGAAGUGUUGUGUUUCCAUGUAUAAUCAAUGCAUUAGUCUUGGAUCCUGCGGAAACCGUCUUUUAUGCUGGUGGUAAAGAUGGGAAGAUAUAUAUUGUUGCCCUUAGUGCCAAUAGCCCAUCCAGCAAAAGUCCUUGGUUGCACAUCAUUGGUUCGUUGUCUAGUGGAAGUAAGAACUUGAGCGACGCUGUGACUUCAUUAGCAUACAGUACCAGUAAGAACUGGUUGCUUGCUGGAUCAGAGGAUGGGUCAAUUCGAGUCUGGGAUCCCAAGAACAUGAACCUCAUUCAUGGAUUCCAUCAUGAAAAAGGUCUUGUGAACAAUCUGCAGGUCACAAGGCGGCGAAAGUCUUCACUACCACCUCCACUGCAGAACUUCCAAGCGUCGAAAGAUGACAAGUCAUCGCUGCUGCAUACUAACAGUAAUUGUCUUAAGGCUGCAUAUGUCACCUCUCCUCUGAUCGACAACCAACUCAUAGAACUUCAGAUUACUAAUUCUCUGUUCUUGCAAAAGGGUUCUUCAGCUGCGGCCGAAAUGGGAGUAGCAAAGGCGAAGCAUGAUCUUGCAGAGUCUAGACAAAUGGUGAAGAGAUUGAAGACAACCUACGAGAGUCUGCAUAAAUUCUGCAUGGACGAGAUAUUGGAGGGUGAUGGCCCCCCGAAAGGGUAGUGUUGAUCAAGCUUUUAAGUAGUGAGCUCAAAAGUAAUCAUUUUGUGGAUGCUUGAGCUGGAGAGUUUCUGUAACUUUUAGUUUCGUUCAUUUCGUUUGUUUUCGGCUUAAUUGCAAGUUUGGUCACUCGAAUUGCUAUAAAAUUUCACGUUUGCCACUCAAAUUAAUUUAUUCCAUUUAUAGUCACUCGAAUUAGUUGAACAGUUCGAGUUCGGUCACUCUCCGUUAACCUCUGUUA
Molecule: messenger RNA, 2013 nt
Organism: Linum tenue
Lineage: Eukaryota; Viridiplantae; Streptophyta; Magnoliopsida; Malpighiales; Linaceae
Source: the annotation of a GenBank genome assembly